AUGGGAACAUCGAAUGAGUGUUUGUUUCGAUUUCGAAGCCCGAUGGGUUUCUUCAACAGUCCGAGAUAUCCAGCCAAUUAUCCGUUGGACACCAAUUGCACGUACUUUAUCGAAGGUGAAGUCGGUCAACAGAUCCUUAUACAUUUCGAGCAAUUCGCGCUAUAUGUAGAGCAGGGAGGCGAACGGUAA
Messenger RNA from Cooperia oncophora, 189 nucleotides. NCBI's taxonomy places the organism in Eukaryota, Metazoa, Nematoda, Chromadorea, Rhabditida, Trichostrongylidae. The record is from the annotation of a GenBank genome assembly.